GGUCUAAUCCAAUUAGGAUGGUAGCAUGCCUGUGUUAGCACUCCUAAGCUUGCAGCUAGGUCAGGAUAUUUUUGUGAUUGAGCCUCAAGGACUAAAGAGUGUAAAAGAGGUCCUACACCAUGUCUAUACUCAAGAUCCACGCCCGAGAGAUCUUUGAUUCUCGUGGAAACCCCACCGUGGAGGUUGACCUUUACACUGACAAAGGCUUGUUUAGGGCAGCUGUUCCAAGCGGUGCAUCGACUGGAAUCUACGAAGCCUUGGAGCUUAGGGACAAUGACAAGUCACGCUACCUUGGAAAAGGAGUCUCCCAGGCUGUAGGACACAUUAAUUCAACUAUUGCACCUGCACUUGUUGGCCAAGAUGUAUCUGUGGUUGAGCAAGAGAGAAUUGACCAGAUGAUGAUCGACUUGGAUGGCACAGAGAACAAAUCCAAAUUUGGAGCAAAUGCCAUCCUGGGUGUUUCUUUAGCUGUUUGCAAAGCUGGUGCAGCAGAGAAAGGCGUCCCCCUGUAUCGUCAUAUUGCUGACCUUGCAGGAAACCCCGAGGUCAUCUUGCCUGUGCCGGCCUUUAAUGUGAUCAAUGGUGGCUCUCAUGCAGGCAACAAGCUUGCCAUGCAGGAGUUCAUGAUCCUGCCCAUUGGCGCAAGCAACUUCAAAGAAGCCAUGCGCAUUGGAGCCGAGGUCUACCACAAUCUGAAAAAUGUCAUCAAGAAGAAAUAUGGUCAGGAUGCCACCAAUGUGGGUGAUGAAGGUGGCUUUGCUCCAAACAUCCUGGAGAACCAGGAAGCUCUGGAGUUGAUAAAGGAGGCCAUCGCUAAAGCAGGAUACACAGAUGAGGUUGUGAUUGGCAUGGAUGUGGCAGCGUCUGAAUUCUACAGGGAGGGAAAAUACGAUCUGGACUUCAAGUCUCCCGACGACUCGAGCCGUUACAUCACUCCAGACGAGCUGGCUGAUCUCUACAAGAGCUUUGUGAAGGAUUAUCCUGUGGUUUCCAUCGAAGAUCCCUUCGACCAGGACGACUGGGCGGCCUGGACCAGCUUCACUGGAAGCACAGACAUUCAGGUUGUUGGAGACGAUCUGACGGUGACAAACCCUAAUCGCAUCAGCAAGGCUGUGGAGGAGAAAGCCUGCAACUGCCUGCUGCUUAAAGUCAACCAGAUUGGCACAGUUACUGAGUCCAUGCAAGCGUGUAAGAUGGCUCAGGAGAGUGGCUGGGGUGUGAUGGUCAGCCAUCGCUCCGGUGAAACUGAGGACACCUUCAUUGCAGAUCUGGUGGUUGGCCUGUGCACUGGACAGAUCAAGACUGGGGCACCCUGUCGCUCUGAGCGUUUAGCCAAAUACAACCAGAUUCUAAGAAUCGAAGAGGAGCUGGGAGACAAGGCUCGCUUUGCUGGAAAGAAUUUCAGAAACCCAUUGACAGAAUAAAUCGAUUUACUUCACGUACAAAUGGAUUCAUACACACAAAUCUAUAACAACACAUCAGAUAAUAAUGGAAAACACAUCAGACCGAUAAUAGUUACUGUAGAGCCACUUGUGUACUAAUCAUUGAAAAUAAUUGGACAGAAUUUACUGUAGUUACUGAAAUUGUUACCCUUUACAAUAAUCUUUAUUUUAUUAUUGUAGUCUUUAUUCUGUCCUGUGCUAAUGUGGAGAGAAAUAAUAGACAAGAUUAUAACUUGAGUAAUAUUUAUUUACAAGACUGAAAAACUGUAAUUAAUAAAGCUGCUCUUGGAGACAGUUAAUAAAGUUUUCUUAGUGACA
Messenger RNA from Perca fluviatilis (European perch), 1760 nucleotides. It is a transcript of the gene eno1b, whose product is annotated as enolase 1b, (alpha). The transcript is spliced from 12 exons. The record is from RefSeq and is a predicted model, not a curated record. Bases 120 to 1424 code for a protein of 434 amino acids. NCBI's taxonomy places the organism in Eukaryota, Metazoa, Chordata, Actinopteri, Perciformes, Percidae. Gene Ontology annotation, molecular function: phosphopyruvate hydratase activity; magnesium ion binding. Gene Ontology annotation, cellular component: phosphopyruvate hydratase complex. Gene Ontology annotation, biological process: glycolytic process.